Molecule: messenger RNA, 969 nt
Organism: Aspergillus alliaceus
Lineage: Eukaryota; Fungi; Ascomycota; Eurotiomycetes; Eurotiales; Aspergillaceae
Product: ADP-ribosylglycohydrolase family protein
Exons: 3
Coding region: 1-969 (322 amino acids)
Source: RefSeq, a predicted model, not a curated record
AUGCCCCCAUCGCUCACCUCCCGCUCCCUAGGCACAAUAUGGGGCGUCUGCGUCGCCGACGCCCUAGGCGGCCCCGUGCAAUUUCAAAAGCCGGGCACCUUCACUCCCAUAACGGGCCUCAGACCCGUAAAACCCUUCGCCCAACCAGCAGGCUCCUACUCCGACGACGGCUCCAUGACCCUCGCCCUCGCCCAAUCCCUGAUCGACUCCCGCGGCAACUACAGCCAAGCCCACGCCCUCUCCAUCAAGUACUACAUCGACUGGCUCAGCACAGGCCGCUUCAGCACCACCGACCGCGCCUGGGACGUCGGCCUCUCAACCCGGGCCGCGCUCCUCAGCUGGCGCCAGUGCGGCACCGUCGAUCUCCAGCGCACGCAGGCCGUCAUCGACCGCGAGCUGGACGCCGAGGACCGGUCGGGAAACGGGAGUGUGAUGCGGAUUGCGCCCGUCGGAUUGGUUCUGUGGCGGGAUGUUGUAGAAGCGAGACGAGUUGCGAGAGUGCAGGGUGCCGUGACGCAUCCUUCGUUGGCAUGUGUGGAGGCUUGUGAGGUUUAUACCGUGGAGGUAUGCGAGGGGAAGGAAGCGCUUUGUGCGCUGGUUAGUGGGUUCCCGUUUACGCAUGGGGAUCUGGUGGAGCGGCUUGCGACGUACAAAUGUUUGGCGGAUUGGGGCAGGAGGAAUGCGGAGGAUGUUCGGAGCAGUGGAUGGGUCGUGGAUACGUUGGAAGUUGCUCUGUGGGGAUUCUUCAAGUAUGAUUGUUGGGCGGAGGGGGCGUUGGCGGUCGCGAAUCUGGGGGGAGAUGCUGAUACCGCGGCGGCGGUUUAUGGUGGGUUGGCGGGUGCCUUUUAUGGGGUGGACGCGAUCCCGGCGGAGUGGGUGGAGGGCAUGCAGAAUCGGACGUUGAUUGGGGAGGUUGCUGGGCAGUUGGCGGAGUUGGUUGCUUCUACCGAUAUGCGUGAAGAGAAUUAA